Messenger RNA from Suillus subaureus, 318 nucleotides. RefSeq lists its product as uncharacterized. Bases 1 to 318 code for a protein of 105 amino acids. The record is from RefSeq and is a predicted model, not a curated record. Lineage: Eukaryota; Fungi; Basidiomycota; Agaricomycetes; Boletales; Suillaceae. The transcript has 3 exons.
AUGUUUACCAACACACAGAUGAUAAUGAAUCAAGCAAGUUGCAAGGUGGAUGAAGCUGCCACAAGGGCGAUGACUGGUCAACUAGUAUUCGAGCUCAUGGAGAAAGAAUAUCAUUACAUCAAAGAUGUUCUGCUUCUGACCAUGAUUGGUGCUUGUGGAGAUGCUGGUGGAGACGAGAAGCGAGGUCAUCUCCUCUUCCUACAAAAAUACCCAUGGAUGCUUGUUAUGGACUACUGGAGUCAUCAGAUAAAUCUCAUUUUGGGCAACUACUACAAGGCCAAUGGAGAUAUCAGUGCUGUUGUUGACAAUGCCAAUUAA